This is a messenger RNA of Entelurus aequoreus (snake pipefish), 1317 nucleotides long. Its product is annotated as leukemia inhibitory factor receptor-like. The record is from RefSeq and is a predicted model, not a curated record. The transcript is spliced from 10 exons. Bases 7 to 1317 code for a protein of 436 amino acids. NCBI's taxonomy places the organism in Eukaryota, Metazoa, Chordata, Actinopteri, Syngnathiformes, Syngnathidae. Gene Ontology annotation, molecular function: protein binding.
CUCACCAUGCUUCAGUUACACACCAGCUGCAGGCCUGUCUGGCUCAUCUGUUCUCUCCUUGGCCUUUCCGUGGUACACACUCAGGCCCAAAAUGUCCUGACUGCACCCGAACAGGUGAGCCUGUCACCCAACAUGACAACGCAGCAAAUAUCCAUAUCAUGGCUGGGAGGCGGCUCUACAAUGUUUGACGUCAUGAUCCUCAGGACGGAACUCAAUGCAAGUGUCUUCUAUGACACGCUGCCUGUGACUGUAAAUCAGUCAACUGGUCGGUACGAGUGGAAUUGGACCUCAGCAGAACCUCUGGAAUGUACUUCGUUGUCUGUCCAAAUUCGCUCAAGAGAAGGGCAGACGACGAGUGAAUGGAGCGACACGCAUAUCCUCCAAGGAGAAGAUCUGCCCACCAAUAGGAAGUUCAAGAUGUACCCAGUGGACAGAGCUGUGGUUGCGGGGGAAAGCACCACUUUCUGUUGCAUUGUGGAAGAAGGGCGGCACUUUGGUCGCGUAACUUACGGCAACACAGUCGUGAACGCCACCCGGCUCAGUCGGCGAAGUUACGGCUUCACAGUGGCCAACCAGUCGCCAUCCAACAGCUCCAGCUCGGGGACCAAUGUCGUCUGCUGGGACAGCGUUGACAAGAAUAAGCUGUCUGGAACCGUGGUCUUUGUUGGAUAUCCUCCACUGCUCAGUGAUUUUUUUUGUGAGACUCACGAUUUGACGUCAGCUGUGUGCCAGUGGAGGAGAGUGCGAGACACCAGAUUGUACGGCAGUAAGCGGCGAACAGUCUACUCACUAAACGACAGGUACUUUGGUGAAUGUGCGAAACAAACCAUUUCGGAACAGCCCAUUACUUGUAGCGUGGCGCAGUGGGAGGGCAACUGGACGCUGGAAGCUGUGAAUCCUUUGGGCCAGUACAGCAUGUCAGACUCUGCUGAAAUCCGGCACAGAGUGCGGCCAGUGGCACCUCAAAAUAUAAGCACUGUCGUCCGUGCAUGGAAUGCCACCAUGUUCUGGAAGUGGGAAUAUGACAGCUAUACUUCCCUGGCUCUGGUCUGCCAGGUAGAGCUCAGUUCUCAAGAUAAUAAAACAAAGCGCACCUUCACAGGCGUCGGCCUGAGAACGGUGAGUCUUCUGGACCUGUAUCCUGAUGAGGAUUACAGUGUUAGAGUACACUGUGGUGCCCAGAAAAAUUUCUGGAAGUGGGGAAACUGGAGUAAACCCUAUUCUUUCAGAACAAAUAUAGAUGUUCCAGCUGCUCUAGAUGUGUGGAUGCACAUCAACAAUGACAACACUGGUCUGAUUCUUUGGAAGGAGAACUGA